Drosophila willistoni is the source of this 1328-nucleotide messenger RNA. RefSeq names its product gamma-butyrobetaine dioxygenase. The record is from RefSeq and is a predicted model, not a curated record. Gene Ontology annotation, molecular function: oxidoreductase activity. Gene Ontology annotation, biological process: carnitine biosynthetic process. Bases 58 to 1293 code for a protein of 411 amino acids. Gene Ontology annotation, cellular component: mitochondrion. NCBI's taxonomy places the organism in Eukaryota, Metazoa, Arthropoda, Insecta, Diptera, Drosophilidae. The transcript has 2 exons.
AGCAUUGCCCAUUCGUCGCUCGAACGUUGCGGUAGUUGGCUAGUUGUUGUCGUUACUAUGUGGAUCAAGAGAUUAGGGCGUGCCCUUGCCCACGUGCCGGAAUUUACAUUUCGUCGCCAAUUCAGUGGACGCAUUGUGAAUGGAGGUUCUUGCAUUGAGGUGCUACCCGAUUCGGGUUCAUCUACAUUAACCUUUCCCGGUGUCUGGUUAAGAGACAAUUGUCGAUGUUCCACUUGCUUCCAUGAUAGCUCACAAUCCCGACGUUUGGACUGGGAUAAAUUUGAUACGAAUAUUCAAGCAUUGGCCCUGCACACAGAUGAGUCCAAGCAGCAGUUACAAAUCACCUGGAGUGAUAAGCAUAAGAGUAACUAUGAUCUUAAAUGGCUAAAGCAACGUAGUUUCAAUGCCUCAAAUCGUCGCUCCUAUCUGGAUGAUUUCUAUAGGCCACGCACUCGGCAUUGGGCUGGUGAAGAGUUUCAGCAAAUUGCCGCCAAAUAUAAUUAUGAGCAAGUGAUGCAGGAAGAUGCAGUACUCCAGCAAUGGUUACAAUCUCUAGCUGUCUAUGGUGUGGCAUUAUUAAGGGGGGCACCGCUUGAUGAGGGUGUUGUUCGACGUUUGGCCGAACGUGUGGGUUUCAUACGACGGACAACCUAUGGCGAGGAAUUCAUUGUGCAGGCCAAACCGGGAGCACAGAAUUUUGCCUAUUUAUCCGAACCACUGCCACUGCAUACGGAUUUGCCGUAUUAUGAGUAUAAACCAAGUGUAAAUAUACUCCAUUGUGUGGUACAAACUGAAUCAAAGGGCGGUAGCAAUCUUCUUGUCGAUGCCUUUCACAUAGCAGAUCGUUUGCGAAGUGAAUAUCCUGAAGAUUUUGAAAGAUUGCAAAGGAUUCAGGUCGAUUGGAAUGAUAUUGGCAGUGAGGAUGGUCGGGAGUUUCAUAAUAUAUGGCGUGCUCCAGUUAUUUGUGUCGAUGCCGAGGGCCAAUAUACGCGUAUUAAUCACAGUGUUCCCCAACGGGAUAGCCAUUUCACGGUGCCCAUUGAGCAAGUGCAACCGUGGUAUGAAUCAUAUGCCCGUUUUGUGCGUUUAGCUCGUUCCGAUGCCCAUGCCUUCAAGACACAACCGGGCGAUGUGUUAACCUUUAAUAAUAUACGAUUACUUCAUGGACGUACUGGUUAUGAUGAUACCGAACAGAAUUCUCGUUAUAUUGUUGGUGCCUAUCUUGACUGGGAUAUUAUCUAUUCGCGUUUGCGUGUACUCAAGAAGAAGAAGGCCGAACAAAUCACGAAAUGAGAUGCCAAUAAAAGUUAAACAUAUUUUCCAAAACA